This is a messenger RNA of Homalodisca vitripennis (glassy-winged sharpshooter), 2160 nucleotides long. It is a transcript of the gene NUCB1, whose product is annotated as nucleobindin-2. Gene Ontology annotation, molecular function: calcium ion binding. The record is from RefSeq and is a predicted model, not a curated record. Gene Ontology annotation, cellular component: extracellular exosome; endoplasmic reticulum-Golgi intermediate compartment. Lineage: Eukaryota; Metazoa; Arthropoda; Insecta; Hemiptera; Cicadellidae. Bases 223 to 2025 code for a protein of 600 amino acids. The transcript is spliced from 10 exons.
AAUACCUGAGUACGAAUACAUAGAUUGGAUGGGUUUCGUUUUCAGUUUAUAUGGCUGUUUUCUAUUUCGUUUCUUGUAAGUUUGACGUGACAAGGUUAUUGAAACUGUUCUAAAAAGUUAAAAAAUAAUGUGGUAAUUAACUCUUAAGAUUUAAAAUUAGCCAUUUUAACUUUUGUCGUAAACCAGGAGUUUUUCAAAUUUGCAGCUCUAAAGAAGGUCAUCAUGAGAUACAUGAUCUUGGUGCUGUUGCUGGUUGUCCUACUAGAGACUAUAGUAGCUCCACCAGUAACUGAGAAGAAAAAGAAAGAUGCUGGCAAAGAAGACAAAAAUGAUCGUUUUGAAGAGAUGGGGAUUGAAUACAACAGGUAUCUGGUGCAAGUCGUAGAAGCUCUGGAAAGUGAUCCUGAAUUCAGGAAGAAACUGGAGAAUGCUACAUCUGAGGACAUCCAGUCAGGCAAGAUAGCGGAUGAGCUGGAUUUCGUAUCUCACAAUGUUCGCACCAAGUUGGACGAGUUGAAGCGUGUGGAGUUGGAGCGCCUGCGCAAGCUGGCACGGCAGGCAUAUGAACAAGAGAACGAUAUUAACGCCUUACACCUGAAGAUGGCAGAGCCAGAACACUUGGAUCAUGCCAACCCCCAUACAUUUGAGAUUGCUGACCUCAAAAAACUCAUUGCCAAGACAGCAGAAGACCUUGCAGAAGCAGAUAAGCAGCGGCGGGAAGAAUUCAAGGCCUAUGAGAUGGAGAAGGAGUUCGAGCAAAAACAGAAACUGGCUAAGAUGGACGAGGAGAAGAAGAAUAAAUAUCUGGAAGAAUUGGAGGAACAGAAGAAGAAGCACAAGAAACAUGAUCCGGUACCGAUCCAUCAUCCUGGCAGCAAACAGCAGCUGGAGGAAGUGUGGGAGAAGCAAGACCACAUGGAGGACCAGCAAUUUGAUCCCAAGGCCUUUUUCUUUAUGCACGACUUGGACGGCAAUGGUGUGUGGGAUGAGGCGGAGGUGAAGUCCUUGUUUCUUAAGGAGCUUGACAAACUAUAUGAAGCUGGAGCACCAGAGGAUGACAUGCGUGAACGUGCUGAAGAAAUGGAGCGUAUGCGAGAACAUGUCUUCCGGGAGGCAGACCUCAACCGGGACAAUCUUAUCAGCUUUGAUGAGUUCCUCCAGCAGACCAAGAAGCCAGAGUUUGAGAGAGACGAAGGCUGGGAGACCUUGGACGAGCAACAGAUUUACACUCAGGACGAAUAUAAAGAGUUUGAACGACAACGCCAGGAGGAGAUUCAGCGUCUAAUCAGAGAGGGAAAGCUCCAGCCACCACCAGUAUACCACCCACCUCCACCUCCCGGUUACCACCCACCUCCCCAGGGGUUUAAUCCAGGGCCAGUUCAGGGCAAUCAGAUACCACCAUAUCAUCAGCAAGCACAGGCAUACCAACAACAACAGGUGUAUCAGCAGCAACAGCACUUCCAGCAACAACAACAUAACACACUUCAGCAGCAGCAGCAGUAUCAGCAACAGAAUCCCCAACACUAUCAGCAACAACAAUACCAACAACCUCAGCAGUACCAACAAGCCCAGCAUGGGAAUCAACAGCCUCAGUACCAACAACCUCAACAAGUAAAUCAACAAUAUCAACAGCCUCUAUCAGAAAAUCAACAACCUCAACAGGUGAAUCAACAGCCUCAACCAAAGGGUCAACAAUAUGUACAGCAAAAUAUUCCACCAGUCCAACAGCAACCACUUUCAAAUAAUAUCCCACAACAGCCAAUGACAAACAAUAUUCCUCAACAGCCAGUGGUGCAAAAUAUCCCUCAGCAACCAAUGGUGCAAAAUAUCCCUCAACAACCAGUGGCACAAAAUAUUCCUAAACAGCCAGUGGUAAACAUACCUCAACAACCAGUGUUGAACAGUGUGCCACAACAACAACAACCUGCUAAACAAGAAUCUAAUAUCCCUGUGCUAAGCAAUGAGAUCCCUAAGGCACCCCCUUUGCCUGUUCAGUCCAACAGCAUUCCACAGGGACCAAAAUAAACUGGCUGUCUCUUUAAUUAAUGAAUUUCUUUCGUUCUUUGUGUCCCCAAUGUCUUCAAUUUAUACCAGUCUUCUACUCUUGACAUCUGCCCACCUAGCAAAGCAUUUAUAAGUGCCAUGAUAUGUUUCAUUUAA